Molecule: messenger RNA, 477 nt
Organism: Guyanagaster necrorhizus
Lineage: Eukaryota; Fungi; Basidiomycota; Agaricomycetes; Agaricales; Physalacriaceae
Exons: 3
Coding region: 1-477 (158 amino acids)
Source: RefSeq, a predicted model, not a curated record
AUGUUGACAGAUCCAUACAGCUGCGAGGUCAUUCGAAGAGUUCGAAUAUACGGCACUUUCUCCAUCGGCAAGGAUAUCAAGGGCGUUUCCGUCUAUUUUCGAAAGGAAGAGAAUGGACACACAUGCUCGGUCAGCUCACUUGGGUUUUCGUUCCCUAUCAGCAAGUUUAUCCAUCACUCCAGCGCUCAGGUAGUGCUUUGUAAGAAACUCUUCGGUCCGGAAAUCGACGUCAGCGACGCGCCGGUACAGAAGUACAAACUUUCCGGUGUCUGUAAACAUCCCCUGACUGUCCAAAUCAACUUCGUUCAAAUUCCAUACCAGUGGCAGAUGAUCACCCCCGGAGCUGCACCCAUGAAUGGAACACCUACACAUGACAUCUGGACGAUGAUGGUUGUCAGUCGUGUGAAUGGAUUACACACCCGGAAAGCCGCUGAGGUCCGCAUUAUCGUUGCAUGGUUGAGGAACGCAUGGGGCUGA